Mauremys reevesii (Reeves's turtle) is the source of this 481-nucleotide messenger RNA. RefSeq names its product histone H2A.J-like. The transcript has a single exon. Gene Ontology annotation, molecular function: protein heterodimerization activity; DNA binding; structural constituent of chromatin. Gene Ontology annotation, cellular component: nucleosome. Bases 22 to 411 code for a protein of 129 amino acids. Lineage: Eukaryota; Metazoa; Chordata; Testudines; Geoemydidae. The record is from RefSeq and is a predicted model, not a curated record.
UUUUAACUACGAAUCUGCAUCAUGUCUGGUCGCGGAAAGCAGGGAGGCAAAGUGCGGGCUAAGGCCAAGUCUCGCUCUUCUCGUGCUGGGCUGCAAUUCCCUGUAGGUCGCGUGCACCGGCUGCUGCGUAAGGGGAACUAUGCGGAGCGAGUGGGAGCCGGCGCUCCUGUUUACAUGGCUGCGGUGCUAGAGUACCUCACUGCUGAAAUCUUGGAGCUGGCUGGCAACGCCGCCCGCGACAACAAGAAAACCCGCAUCAUCCCCCGGCAUUUGCAGCUGGCCAUCCGCAACGAUGAGGAGCUGAACAAGCUGCUGGGUAAAGUCACCAUUGCUCAGGGUGGCGUCCUGCCCAACAUCCAGGCGGUGCUGCUGCCCAAGAAAACCGAGAGCCACAAAGCCAAGGGCAAGUGAGGCUGCUGCAUCUCCUGGGGGGAAAACUUCCCCACGACUCUGUGAACCCAAAGGCUCUUUUAAGAGCCAC